Messenger RNA from Triplophysa rosa, 6700 nucleotides. RefSeq names its product potassium voltage-gated channel, subfamily H (eag-related), member 3 (gene kcnh3). NCBI's taxonomy places the organism in Eukaryota, Metazoa, Chordata, Actinopteri, Cypriniformes, Nemacheilidae. Gene Ontology annotation, cellular component: membrane. The record is from RefSeq and is a predicted model, not a curated record. The transcript is spliced from 15 exons. Gene Ontology annotation, biological process: regulation of membrane potential; potassium ion transmembrane transport. Gene Ontology annotation, molecular function: voltage-gated potassium channel activity. The coding region runs from base 420 to 3971 and encodes 1183 amino acids.
UCUGCUGGUUAUAGCAACUAGAGAAAGCCAGUAAUAUAAAUGUGGAGAGAAAGAACGGAUCCUGGUGGCACAGAGGAGUCCACACGGCAUCAGUGCGCAGUCGCCUCACCUCAGAGCUCCAGUCUCCAGCGCACAGGUUCAUCUCAUCUCCAAACACCUGUUUUAGAGAGAUACAUAUUUGGAUUUUCGCUCGCUUUGUGACAUGGUAUAAGGCAGAUAUGUGGUUUUUCCGUUGAGAGGGAUAUGGUCACUGUUGAGCUGCCAAAGUGGAGCCGCGCGUAUCACGGAUCGGGGCGCUCCUGCAGGGUCUAGGAUGCGCGCCCGGAACAUCUCGAUUCUUACCCGGGUUCGGGGGUGAGCAAGAGUCUGGACCAGCAGGGCGCAGAGGCGGACGGAGGACGCAGUCGACCCGUACCAGAAUGCCCGUGAUGAGAGGUCUGCUGGCCCCGCAGAACACCUUCCUCGACACCAUCGCCACCCGUUUCGAUGGCACCCACAGUAACUUUGUGCUGGGGAAUGCACAGGUCCAGUCCCUCUACCCUAUCGUUUACUGUUCCGAUGGCUUCUGUGAGCUCACCGGCUAUGCCCGGGCGGAACUGAUGCAGAAGAGCUGCGCGUGUCACUUCCUGUAUGGACCUGAGACCAGUGAUAAGCUGAUGGCACAGAUCCAGGCGGCGCUGGACGAAAGGCGGGAGUUUAAGACAGAACUGGUCUUCUACAAAAAAGGAGGUACUCAGUUCUGGUGUCUUCUGGAUAUCGUGCCCAUUAAGAAUGAGAAGGGGGAGGUGGUGCUCUUUCUAGUAUCACACAAGGACAUAACUGACAACAAGAAAGUUCAAGAUGAAGAACAGAGCCCAGAAAGAGACGAAGAGACAGGGUUGAAGAUGCACAAGGUCACACGGCCGCCAGGCUUCAAUGCUAACCGGCGACGCAGUAGAGCUGUGCUAUACCAGCUGUCUGGACAUCUGCAGAAACAAGACAAAAGCAAACUCAAGAUCAACAAUAACAUGUUUGGUGAAAAGCCGCCAAUCCCAGAGUACAAAGUGGCAGCCAUACAGAAGAGCCGCUUCAUUCUUCUUCAUUACGGCACCUUCAAAGCAGGCUGGGAUUGGCUGAUUCUCUUAGCCACCUUUUAUGUAGCAGUUACCGUUCCCUACAACGUCUGUUUUACCGUCGUUGGCGGGCGGGAUGAGGCGUCGACGCCUAGAAGUCCACCGAGCGUGAGCGACAUCCUGGUGGAAAUUCUUUUCAUGUUAGAUAUCGUGCUAAACUUUCGCACCACAUUCGUGAGCACGUCAGGCCAGGUGGUGUAUGAUGCGCGCUCUAUCUGCGUGCAUUACGUUACCACCUGGCUCUUUGUGGACCUGAUCGCAGCGCUACCUUUCGACCUACUGUAUGCCUUUAAUGUCAGUGUGUACUUUGGGGUUCAUCUGCUGAAGACGGUUAGAUUGUUGAGGCUUCUGCGCUUGCUGCAAAAGCUGGAGCGUUACUCGCAGUACAGCGCGGUGGUGCUCACGCUGCUUAUGUCCAUGUUCGCCCUGCUUGCUCAUUGGAUGGCCUGUGUCUGGUACAUCAUUGGACGCAGCGAGAUUGAAAACAGCCCUGGUUCCUGGGACAUUGGUUGGCUACACGAGCUGGGUAAACGUCUAGGCACCCCUUACUUCCUCUCCCCCCUUGCAUCCCUCAUUCCUGAUUCGCUGCGACCCACCAUAUUAGAUGGAUUGGUGGUCAAUACAAGCCAAUGGAACGGCUCCGACGUGAUGGGACAUGACUCUGUGUGGAACUCGAGUAAAUGGAACACAACAGGGGUGGCGCCUGUGAGCACUGAAAGCGCAGGACAAACUGGAGCGGUACUGGGAGGCGGACCCUCAAUUCGAAGUUCAUACGUGACGUCGCUUUACUUUGCUUUGAGCAGUCUGACCAGUGUGGGUUUUGGCAAUGUCUCAGCUAAUACUGACUCUGAGAAGAUCUUCUCUAUCUGCACCAUGCUGAUUGGAGCACUCAUGCACGCCGCGGUGUUUGGUAACGUGACGGCCAUCAUUCAGCGCAUGUACUCGCGCCGCUCGCUCUAUCACACCCGCACCAAAGACCUGAAAGACUUCAUCCGCGUGCACCGUCUGCCCAAGGCCCUGGCGCAGCGCAUGCUCGAGUGUUUUCAGACAACAUGGUCUGUCAACAAUGGCAUCGAUGUCAGUGAGCUGCUGAAGGACUUCCCAGAUGAACUGCGGGCUGACAUUGCCAUGCACUUGAAUAAAGAACUCCUGCAGCUGCCUCUAUUUGAGUCGGCCAGUCGCGGGUGUCUGCGCUCCCUCUCACUUAUAAUCAAAACCUCCUUCUGUGCUCCGGGAGAGUUCCUCAUUCGCCAGGGCGAUGCUCUACAGGCUAUCUAUUUCGUCUGCUCGGGCUCCAUGGAAGUGCUGAAGGACAACACUGUGCUGGCUAUACUGGGAAAGGGCGACCUGAUUGGAUCAGACUCGCUGACAAAGGAGCAGGUGAUAAAGACCAACGCAAACGUGAAAGCACUGACAUACUGUGACCUGCAGUACAUCAGCCUGAAGGGGCUCCGUGAGGUGCUGCGUCUCUAUCCUGAAUAUGCCCAGAAAUUUGUCAGCGAAAUUCAGCAUGACCUCACCUACAACCUGCGGGAAGGCAGUGGCGCUGACCUGGACUGGGAAAGCAACGGCGGCCUUGUCAAGAAACUACCUGCCAUCCGCGAGGAUGAGGAGAACGAUGAAGAACAGCAGUCGGUUUCAAGACCCCCACGUUCUCCCCUACGCCUGACCCGAGGGCUCAACUCCCCUCUGCGAUCACCUCUCCUCCCGCCACGCCCCUUCCGGCCUCCAUCGGACCACACGAGACCUGCCACCCUCCAAAUCCCUGUGGUCAGUUUCAGCAGCGCCCCUCCAGAACUCAGCCCGAGGUUUGUGGAUGGAAUUGAAACAGAAAGUAAUUUAAGCUCAACACAGCGGUUUGAGUUUGGUCCCAGCCUACCUCAGAGUGGCCCACCGUCCCCUUCUCCAGUGAACCAGGAGCAGCUGGAAAACAAACAGAGCAUCACCAAACUGAGUGAGGAAAUGACCAGUCUCUCCCAGCAAGUGUCUCAACUGAGCAAAGAGCUACAGGAAAUGACACGUCUCCUCCGUCCCUUGCUCUUCAUUGGAUCUCAACCCCUCCUGACAACCCUCAACCCAACGAUGCCAAUGUCUCCCAGCAGCAAGAGCGGCCCAACAAUACCCACGCCGCCAGUUCCAUCACCCACAGCUUCACCGUCCUCCCCACUCAGGCCUACCCGCUCCCUAUUGGACAGCGUGGACACUGGGGGCAUAGUCUUACCCAGCUGUCUCACACCCACCAGUCCUCCCCAGAGACCCCAGACACAAGCUCAGGUGUCUCCAAAAGGCUGUUUAAGGAGGCCUUCCUUAACAACCCCCCUCUGUCCAGUCACAGACCAAACAGAAGGAUCUGGGCCUUCUAGCCAAGCGUACACCCAAGACCAGCCGUCGCAAGCCCCUCUCACCUUUUCUUUCUCACUUCCUUCUUUUCGCUCUCAAUCUCCUUCCUGUUCUCCAUGCCAGGGGCCGCACCUUUCCCGUCCUGCCAGUCACAGUAGAGGUUUGCUACCUCCACCCGUCUCACAAGACAACCCACCUCAGUCUUCUCAUUGCUCAGCCCCUCCAUCGAUCAGUAACUCUCCUGGCGACCACAGGCUGGGCAUGAGCCCCUUUCCCUCCUCCUCCACUCCUUCCAUUCAGUCACGGUCGUGCACUCCUCCGUCAUGCCCGCACAUGUCACCGCCUUGCAACUUAGACUCCCCUCCCAAAAGCCAGGUCUCUUUUGGUACAUCGUGGCCGCAGCUGAACCCCAGGCCGGCACCUCCUCAGUUAGAGAUUGAGAUGCAGGAGUGGGCACCGGGAGGGACGCCGUCCACAGAGCAUAUCAGCUUCAUAGAUGAAGAGGGACCACCACUGUGAAAGACAGAUUGUGACUUGUUGACUGGAAUAGUUAAUGAGGACAUUAAUUUUGAGAGGAGAGCCGGGCCGACUGCAAUUCCCCCAACACAUCUACGUCCUGAGAUAACACAAAACUGACUCUUGUGUUGACACUCUUGUAAUUUGACAGAUAGGGGCUCUGUUGCAAACCAUAGUAAGCUGCAUGCAUGCAGCAUGGUUAAGGCAAUCCCACUUCUGAGGGUCCAUUUCGGUUACGAAAGCAAAGCAUCUCACUUGAGUUUAAAACAGAGCCACUGUCUCGGUUUUCACUUUGGAGCACCUUCGUACCUGAUACCAGCCAGUUUUUUCCCUCUGAGCACAACUUCACGAUUGUUCCUCUUCUAAAUUUACAGGCAUUACAGGGCAUCCACAGGCACGGCAGUCGAACUGCGGAAAACCUGUGAGGAUUUUAUAUAACAAAAUUUGACCGAGUAACGCGCAUACAUGCGCCAGAAUAAAGGAAUUGUCAGGUGGAGUUUGUUAUUUUUUGCUACGAUUCUGUAUUACCAAAAUGAUGUUUUUACUCUAUGAAUUAUUUACCUUGGAAAAUGAAUUCAUAUUUUAAUUUCCAGACUCUGGAAACGAAUGAAGCUGUCACAGCACAUUAUCUAUGACACCCCACACUUUAUUUCUGUCCUCCGGUGGCUAAAACGGCAUAUUUAGUCAGAAUGAGGAUGCACCACCUUGGGAAAUGAUCCAAUUUAGUCAAUUUAGAGAUUUCUUCAUUUUAUUCAGUCAAAACUAGCAGGAUUUAGAGCAGUGGGUCUCAAGUUUACAGUAUUGUGCAGUUUGUAUGUUGGAUCAGGUGUGUUAGAGACGGACAAAAUGUGCAGAGCUGUGGGUCACCAUGACUGGAGUUGAGAGACACUGAUUUAGAAUGAGCUGAAAGUUAGGUUAUGGUUAUGUAUGAGCUGAAGGUUAUGUUUCUUUUUGAGACACAAACACAAAGCUAGGGAUCAAAAUGUACCUUAGCCACACUGAAAAAAUAGCUCAAAUAAAACAUUAAUUUAUGCCAUUUUUGACAGGAAAACUGUAUUUUGGAUUGUUAUCUUAAAAUAUUUAGUCCCCAUGUCUCCCUUGUAUAUUACAUAUUAUAUUUAAAUUAAAUAUAAGUAAAUAUUAUAUAAAAUUAUAUAUAUAUACAGGUAUAUACUGUAUAUAUAUACACACACACAUAUAUAUAUACAGUAUAUAUAGUAAAAGUAAAAGAGAAAAUUACCAUGAAAAAUUAUAUAGAUAAUAUUAUAUAUAAAAUUUGUAAAAUGUUCCCCUGUGGUAAAACUGUGGUUAAAGCAAGUCUUAAAGUAAUAUAAAAAUAAAUGACAAAUGGCCAAACUAUCAGUUGCUUUGCAAAAAAGUAGAAAUUGCUAAAAACAAGUUACCGGCCAUCUGUCCUGUAGCCUAAUUUUAUUCGCUUGCCAAAGCGAAUAUUUACCCACAUUUGCCACUUGGUGAGUGUUCAUUUUUUACCCUGAAUGACAUGCCAAGCACUCCAGUAUGUAGCAGCCUCAUAAAUCACAUUUUAUUUCCCAGGUUGCCCCUCUUUACAUAAAAUAUAAGGCAUACUCAAGGCAACUAUCACAACAAACUAGAUUUUAAGAAGAGGUCAAACAAAGUCAUCGUAACAUCCAGAACAGUGAAUCAGGUUAGUCUGAACAUUAGGGAGGGUGUGCCAGUUAACGGUCAGUUGGGACUGUGUUAGGGGUUGGCAUGCCAUAUAUUGCGCAGAACAUAGACGGUCCAGAGAGCUUGGCAUGUCUGCUAAUGAGACGUCUGCAUAAAUAGAAUUAAAAUAAAAACAGCUUUAGUCAUCCUGCCAGCGUGCCUUCUCAUAAAACAAGAAAUCCUAUAGCUCUCCCCAUUCUUCAGCAUUUAUGUCACUUAUCAAAAGCGGUUGGUCGUGUCACAAUUGAGAGCACUGCACUUUUAUUUCACUGUUUAUUUAAUUAUUUAUUUAUUUGCUAUCCUAAGAGCAGACUCCCAUGAAGAACCUCACAGAUGUUUCUUGCAGCUGGUGCCCAUUCAUUUUUCUCGUCAAGCAUGUGAAUACGGAUUACAGUAUAAUCACGGUCACAUCAGCAUCUCUGAUAUCCUAUGACCAGCAACUAAGACGCCAGCAUCAUCUCCCACUAGUUUCAGUAGUUGGCAUAUUACUGAGAACCAGAAUGACAUCAUAUCGUUUCAUCAGUUUGCUGAGGUCCAUCCAAACUCGUGGUGUAGGCGCACCAUCUGUCCGUCCUAACUAACAUGUGCUUGCUUAAACUGGAAAAGGGCACAUUACUUCUCACAGCAGAAUUUGGUCUCCAUUUUCUUUAUGUAGGUCAGGGAGUCUGAAUGUGGAUAGUAGGAAAUUUUAUGGACUUUGGGGUCUGGGGGUUUCCUGCAUGUCCAAUUCAUUUGCAUGAGGAAUGUGCCUGCAUAUAUGGCAGGAGAUUUUGGGGGGCAGGGGGGUUGCACGACCCAGGGCAUACAGGGGUCCAAAUGUAUUUUAUUAACUGUAACAAGCUUUACAAGAGCCUCUUGCCAGUAUAAUAAAAAAAGAUGAUGUUUUAUAGGAAUACAGACUUCUGUGCUUCUUUUACUUCUUUCUUUCAACAUCUCAAUGAAAUAAUUGUUAAAAAUGCUGAUUUUCAAGUGUUUUCAAUGUGUAGUGAUUUUCAUGAAGACCAUCGAAGUGGGUAAACUCAAGUUGAAAUGUUAAGAUAUGCAUG